Pterocles gutturalis (yellow-throated sandgrouse) is the source of this 158-nucleotide messenger RNA. It is a transcript of the gene PCOTH, whose product is annotated as C1QTNF9B antisense RNA 1. Lineage: Eukaryota; Metazoa; Chordata; Aves; Pterocliformes; Pteroclidae. The transcript has 2 exons. The annotation marks the transcript as partial. The record is from RefSeq and is a predicted model, not a curated record.
UGGGACCAGUGGGACCAGUGGGACCAGUAGGACCAGAUCGACCAGUGGGACCAGUGGGACCAGUGGGACCAGUAGGACCAGAUCUGAUGGUCACAGAGAUCCCAGGACCAUGGGGAGGAGGAUCCCGGGACCAGUGGGACCAGUGGGACCAGAUCUGA